AUUUGUGAUGUAAAAGACAAUGUAUUAAAAUCUAUGCAUAAUAGCAAUCCAAUUGUUAAGUGGGCUUAAAGAAAAGACAACAUAUUCUUGACAGUUGAAGUCAGAGACUUAAAAGAAGAGAAAGUCGAAUUGACAUCAACAUCCUUGAAAUUUAGUGCUAAUGCUGAAGGCGUGAAUUAUGCAUUUGAAAUCAAUUUCUAUGCCGAAGUCAUCGUUGAAGUAUCAAAUUACAUAACAGUAAGGAAAGUAAAUGGACUAAUUAUGGAGUCAAUGUGAGAUUCAUUUUGAGCAAAAAAGACUAAGCUGCCUCCUAUUGGACUAGAUUGAUCAAAGAAACUCAUAAAUUGUAGUAUAUACAAGUAUCCCAAUCCCACUAAUUCUAAUAGGUUGACUGGACCAAAUAUAUCGAUGAGGAUGAUGAAGCUGAAGAAGGAGGAAAAGGAUUAGAUGAUUGGAAUGCUAAUAAUUUCUAAGGAUUUGAUGGAUAAGGUUAACCAGAUGAAGAUGAUGAAGAAGAAUAAGAAUAAGAAUAAGACGAAUAAGAAUAAACAUAAGAAGAAUAAUAAUAAGAAUAAUAAUAAUAAUAAGAAGAAGCAUAAAAUUAAUGA
This is a messenger RNA of Paramecium octaurelia, 608 nucleotides long. Lineage: Eukaryota; Ciliophora; Oligohymenophorea; Peniculida; Parameciidae. The record is from the annotation of a GenBank genome assembly.